CCACCAGUCCUUAUCAUCACAUCUUCUUUGCACUCUUGCUUACUGUCACCUUUCUUUCAAUAUGAGCCUCGACAUCUACCCCCACAACUUCGGCCUCUUGCCCGAGACCCACCCUUACGCCGCUACUCUUUCUUCUUCUGCCUCUUCCUCUACCUCUUCCGUCUUUUCCGACGCUGCAUCACAAGCGUCGAGCGCCAGUUCAACAUCUCAACACUCUCAAUGGGAGUCAGAGGAAUGGAGCUCUCGGACUGGACCAGCUGGACCGACCACCGUCGAUCCGGCCAAUCUUUCCGUGCUCCAGCCAAUCAGCAGAUCUCAUCUCCCCAAGCAUGACUUCACCAUGUCACAGCCAGAGGAUGCUUCUCUGCGCGCACUGCAGUGUGGACGUCGCAUGUUCCUUGCGGCGCUCAUCCUCGCCUCAAAGUACUUGCAAGACCGCAACUACUCGGCUCGCGCAUGGAGCAAAAUCUCUGGCCUCAAGGUCUGUGAGAUCAACACCAAUGAGAUGGCCUUCCUCGAGGCUGUUAACUGGAAGCUCCACAUCACCGAUCCUAUCUGGGAGAAGUGGCAGGAAGUUGUUAACCGUCAUACUCCUAGCAGGCCUCCAACAUCACCCGGGGCUUCCCUCACCAACACUUGGAAAGACGUUAUCCCCAUGCUGACGCCCGAGUUGGACAUCGUUGAGGUGCCUUCAAAGGCGCCAAUCACUCCUGUCCGACCUGCUCUGAGGCCUCAGCUGAGCACCUCUCCCCUACGUUACCCAUCUGUCGACGGAUAUGGAUCUCAGGAGAGCACCCCAACUCCUUCCCGGUACCAGGUGCCUCGCUUCCUGGAACCGAAGCCUGAUCUGCUUCCGCCCACGCCAUCUCUUCCUCGCAUGGGCCACUUGCCCACGCCGUCGUUGACGCCACAGUCCUACACCAGCAACACUCCUGCAGCGAGUGCCAUGGCUUACGGAUCGCGCCGUCCAUCGAUGUGCUCAGCAAUGCAACAAGCACAGUGCUCUUCAUUGGCACGCACUUGUGUUGACCAGUUCAACCCAAGCAUUAGAAAUGGUCUGGAAGCAUAUCACUUCCCCAGCCGCCGCCCCUCCCUGGCUCCUUCAAACUCAUCACUGUCCUCCUCUCCAGAGUCUAUGAUCUCGGACAACUCUCGCUCUUCGCGUGCUUCGUCAAUCUCGUCAGUCUCGUCUGCUGGCUGGGCGCCAAACCAAAGCCAGGCAAAGCUUGCCCGGUUGGCGACCUGCCGCAACGCGAGACUACCGUACCCGGCGUUGUCAAAGUGCAAGGAGCAAUACGAGUAUGCACCAAGCGAGCCCAUGUCCUCGCCCGAUCUGGAGAGCUUCCACAUUGAUGACAUUGAUGCGAAACCCAUGGUCGAGAGCCCCACGGCGAUGGCUACCCCGAGCCGGAAGCGAGGCAGGUCGUCUGUUGACCUUCAGCAGAACGUCCGCCACCUCCUUCACAGCACACGGUCUGCUUUCACACUGCGAAGCAAUCAGACUAUCCUGCCUGAUCGCUCAGUCGCACAGUCCUUUCUUUUGCCAUCGGACAGUCGGUCUGCGCGCAGUGAGCCCAAGGGACUUCAAUCUCCCAAGCACAUGGUGCCCGACUUUUCUCGUCUGCCGAUCCAGAAGGACUUUGGCAAGAAGCGAACGUGCUGCGGCACCGAGGCUGCGCAAGCUUUCCGCUCACAAGGCCCCGGCAUGUGGGAGGGUAUCCUCUAGCUUCGACGCACACUUUAUCAACACUGAAUGACCCCAAAGAGGGCACAGAAGAAGAAUGCCAAAGGCACAAAGACGCCUUCGCAUACCGUCACCACCCACACCUACACAUCUUACACAUCCUUGUAUAUUUCCUUCUCAACAUCCGCCCACAAACCGUCCGUGUAUUCUCACACCUGGAAGACUAUCCAAAAGUCUGAAGGAAGACCUAUGCUACUUAAGCUCGUUAUACCAAGUUCCUCGGUGGCGUUCUCUAUCCCGUUUGUUUUUAAACCUGUUGGCGUAUAUUGUUGGUCGAUGGCUCGACAGAGUCUUUAUUAAAGUUUUUGACAAGCUUUUGGAGAUGCAUAACAAAUGGAAACAGGAGGAGUCGAAACGGAUAACCCUUGAUCACAGAACCGCCCGGGUAUUUACGGCGGGAAUCUGCUGACUGCUUUUUCAACGGAAUGGUUAAAUAUGUACGUUUACUCGAGAGUGGAAGGAGCUAUGAGGAGGGAGAGGCUUUGGCUUCGCUCCUGAGUAGUUAGUGGAUGGAGAUGAGAUAGGUAGCAAGGAAGCGAGUUGACGAUGC
This is a messenger RNA of Parastagonospora nodorum SN15, 2294 nucleotides long. RefSeq lists its product as hypothetical. NCBI's taxonomy places the organism in Eukaryota, Fungi, Ascomycota, Dothideomycetes, Pleosporales, Phaeosphaeriaceae. Gene Ontology annotation, cellular component: nucleus; cyclin-dependent protein kinase holoenzyme complex. Gene Ontology annotation, molecular function: cyclin-dependent protein serine/threonine kinase regulator activity; protein kinase binding. The coding region runs from base 62 to 1726 and encodes 554 amino acids. The transcript has 2 exons. The record is from RefSeq and is a predicted model, not a curated record. Gene Ontology annotation, biological process: regulation of cyclin-dependent protein serine/threonine kinase activity.